Antrostomus carolinensis (chuck-will's-widow) is the source of this 2304-nucleotide messenger RNA. RefSeq names its product serine/threonine-protein kinase Nek1-like. The annotation marks the transcript as partial. The transcript has 15 exons. The record is from RefSeq and is a predicted model, not a curated record. NCBI's taxonomy places the organism in Eukaryota, Metazoa, Chordata, Aves, Caprimulgiformes, Caprimulgidae. Gene Ontology annotation, molecular function: protein kinase activity.
AGUGAAGCUGCCAGUUCUGAUGGACAAGAAUCAAGUGAGGAAGCAGAACAGAAACGCAAAAAGAUAGAAGUGCAGAAGGCCCAAGCAAAUGCUAGAGCUGCAGUUCUGAAAGAACAGUUAGAGCGAAAGAGAAAGGAAGCAUAUGAAAGAGAGAAAAGAGCCUGGGAAGAACAUCUGAUAGCAAAAGGAGUAAAGAAUCCUAAUGUGCCUUUUCAUGUUGGAGCUACAGAACACAGUCCUGUGCAUGGACUGCAAGAGCUUGGAGCAGCUCUUCCUAAGUCACAGCUUCCAGUGAAGCCUGGUACACCAGUCAUCUCCAUGACUUCUGCUUUGAAGGAAGUGGGUGUGGAUGAAAAUGUAACUGCUAUCCAGGAAGCUGAGGAGGAAAUAAAAAAGCCAGAUUUUGCAAUGCAGAAUAAACGAGAAAUACUGAGAAGAUUAAAUCAAAAUCUUAAAGCUCAAGAAGAUGAGAAAGGAAAAAGGGAGUGUAAAAAUACCUCUGAAACAGUUGGGUCUGAAGAUGGUAAGGAACAACAAGAAGGUGACAAUCCACUUCUAGGAGAUCGCAAAAAAUGGGAAUCUGGGCCAUCUGAGUUGGUAGUUCCUCUAGCUCAGUUAUCAAUGGAAGACUCUCUCUCUGGAACAGACCGUCAAACUCUGGGGGAAGUAAUUAGAUUAGAUAUUGGUGAACCCCACAGGAAAGUGUGGGGCAAAAGCCCUACUGAUUCAGUCCUAAAGAUCCUAGGAGAAGCAGAGUUGCAGAUGCAAACUGACUUACUUGAGGAACUAGAUGUAAAUGGUACUGCAGAAUGUCUUGAAGAUCAUCAGCCCUUAAUUGUAGAAGGGGAGAAGGAAGAGAAAGCUUUUCCUACGGUCGGAGCUCAGUCUUCAGUACCAGUUGGUGUCACAGAGUCUGACAUGACUAUACCAGAAGAAUGUCAAAGAGCUGGACCUACCCAGGUGCAAAGCAAACCUAUUAUGCUGGAUGAGCCUGAUGAUUUGGAAGUAGAGAUGUUGGAAGAAAAAGAAGAUAAAAAGCACCAGAGUAAGGAGAAUAAGGAAUUUUCCAUCACUGUUAAUGAAGUGUGGGUAAAAGAGAAAGACAAUAAGGCACAACAUGAGCAAAGAAAUGAGGCAUCUUCUGAGAAAGUAGAACUUGACAAUGCGCAACCACAAGAGGAAGCUCCGGAAGAAGCUUGUUCCAGUGACUGUCUGCAACCUGAACCCUUAUUCCAGAGGGUAUUAAAGACCCAGGCUGUACCAACAGCCUCACCAGCUCUAUCAGCUCAGUCUUCACAAGAAGAGCCUCUUGUACCUCGUUCACGCUCCGUAUCACCAGCAAAAAAUAGAGGCAAAAGUUCAUUGCUGAUUGGACUUUCUACAGGGCUUUUCGAUGCAAAUGACCCAAAGAUGUUGAGAACUUGUUCGCUCCCGGAUCUUUAUAAACUGUACAGAACAUUAGUCGAUGUUCCCAGUGUAGCAGAUGUGCAGCAUCAACAUAAUCUUGAAAUAGAUGAUACAGAAGAUGAGCAAGCCAAAGAAGGACCCUCUGAUUCUGAGGAUAUUAUGUUUGGGGAGGCAGAUACAGAUUUGCAGAAACUCCGGGCCUCAAUGGAACAAUUGCUUAGGGAGCAGCCUAGUGAGGAAUUCAGUGAAGAGGAGGAGUCUACCUUAAAGGCUAAUGUCAUGGAAUGCAUCACAAAUGGUACAGAGCUGGAUGAAGGAGAUGAAAAUAACCCCAGCAGUGAAAGUGCACUUAAUGAAGAAUGGCAGUCAGAUAAUAGUGAUGGAGAGAUUGCCAGUGAAUGUGAAGAAUGUGAUAGCAUCUUCAGCCAUUUGGAAGAGUUGAGAUAUAACCUGGAGCAGGAAAUAGGUUUUGAUAAAUUCAUUGAAGUUUAUGAGAAAAUAAAGGCUAUACAUGAAGAUGAAGAUGAAAAUAUUGAUAUUUGUUCAACCAUAGUUCAGACUAUUCUUGGAAAUGAACACAAGCACCUGUAUGCCAAAAUACUUCACCUGGUAAUGGCAGACGGCGCCUAUCAAGAAGAUAAUGAUGAAUAAACCUGACUCAGGAAAUUCCUUAAUGCUGUACUACGUACCAGUGUUUGAAGUCUGCACAGCUGUCUAGCAACGUAAUGGAGAAUGUACCAUGGGCAGGAGAAGCUAGACUUCAAAAAAGAAUGUUGGUUGUAUGAAAAAGAACAUGCCUUUUAAAACUGAGAUACCUAUACACUUUUCUUGUGUGUACUUGCAUAUAUGUUCAUUAAAUAUUAGAUGCCCAAAACUUAAAAAGAAAAAAAACCAACC